AUGUCUAGGGUCCCUCGGAUAAAAUUAGGAAAUAAUUUAAAACGAAACGAGCCUCUAUAUUUCACAUAUAAUAUAAUGGUGCAGAUAUCUUAUCCUUCUCCAAGGGUUUCACAGCUCGAUGCCCAUAUAUUGGAUGCCGAGCUAAUAUCUCUUUUGAAGGAACAGCUCGUUAACAUUUUUCAAUUGCACACGAAUAGUUGGUGGACCUAUAAUCACCAUCCAGAAUUAUGGACCUUACUAUUGAACUUGCUUGUAUUUAAGCUAACAGUAUUGAGAAGUGGCUCCUCAUAUGGACUUCUGCUACAAAAUUUGAAAUUAACGGAUUCCAAGAGCAGAGUCAUUAUAGGUUAUUUUAAGAGAUACGCAUUACUAACUAUUAUUGUUGGAGAUUACCUCUACAAGAGGUUCUCUUCGUAUUUGUACUCCAUAAAUGAAUCUGAUAAUCAACAGCCAAAGAAUGGGGGGUUAUUCUCAAGGCUAUGGUCAAUUAUUGAGAAGAAUAGGACUAAAAUAUUAACAAAGCUAAACGAUGUAUUCAAGAUUUUAAAUUUAGCUAAUUUCACUUUUUUUUUGGUGAAUGGUCAAUACCCUUCAUUAGUGCAUAGACUUUUGGGGAUUUCUUUGACACCAAUUAUUUCUGACCUAUUGAAGUUCAACGGAAGUAAUGUUAAUUUUGAAUUUCAAAACAGACAACUUGUCUGGAAUGUAAUGACUGAAUUUUUGGUUUUUACUUUACCAUUGUUGCAACUAAAUAAGAUCAAGAGAGUAGCAAACAAGGUUUUAUCAGGGACGAAGAGAACUAAUGAUGAAAAUAGCAAUGAAAAGACGGUCACACCUUUUUCAAAUUUACCAUUAUCACAAUGUGCGAUAUGUCAUUAUAAUAAUGAUCUUACUAUUAACUCUUCUUCUGGCAAGACACCUUACUCAUCAUUUACGGUCACUAACCCUUACAUUACUAAUUGCGAUCAUAUUUAUUGCUAUGUCUGUAUAGCUUCUAAAUUUAAUGCGAUAGAAGUGGAUUCUGAUGAUGGUGAGUGUCCUCGGUGUCGAACUAAAUUACAUUGGUUCAAAGAAUAUGGUGAUGACGAUGCUGAAAUUGACGCUGUUGUCAUUGAAUGUGAAGGAAUGGAGAAUAAUAGUGAUCUAAAUGAAACUGAAAAUGAAGAUGAACAUGAGAUUAAUGAUGCUUCAGUCGAUGAUGAUGCAAUACCAUCUGGGCAGCAAAGCUCGUCUGAUAGCGACUACAGUGAGGAAGAAGAAUACGAGGCAGAUGAUCUAAUUUUAUGA
Molecule: messenger RNA, 1287 nt
Organism: Priceomyces carsonii
Lineage: Eukaryota; Fungi; Ascomycota; Pichiomycetes; Serinales; Debaryomycetaceae
Gene: PEX2
Product: ubiquitin-protein ligase peroxin 2
Exons: 1
Coding region: 1-1287 (428 amino acids)
Biological process (GO): protein import into peroxisome matrix
Cellular component (GO): peroxisomal membrane
Molecular function (GO): zinc ion binding
Source: RefSeq, a predicted model, not a curated record